ACUUGAAAUUGAACAAUGGAAAUUACUUACAAUUUUUUUACAUUGUUGAAAGGUUUGAUAAUCAGCGCUGAAUCAGAUUAUCGUCAUAAUAAAAAUUACUAUUAUUGUAAGCGGCAUACCGGAAGAAUUCCCCAGCCACCCUUUGCUUUGCUGUUGCCGAUAGAGUGCAACAUAUUUCGUUUAUUUCAUAGCCAUUUAUUUGCCCAAUGUCUUCCAGAUCAGGUCCAAGAGCUACAGGAACAGAUGGAAGGGAUUUUCUUCACAGAGAAACUGUGGCUGGUCACUACAAAGUUAGUGCCGUGAACAAAUCUCGGAUGAAAUUAAUUGCCGUUUUACACACUGCCUUAUUUAUGCUUUGGAUUGGCCGCCUUCUUCCAGACCUUAUGGGAUACUUGGGAAUGAAAGCACCUGCUUCUCUGAUGGCUUUACCUAGGGCAAGUCUAUGGGAGUUUGCAUGGCUGCCAAGCAUCCUCGCUGCACUCUUUGCCUACCUUGCACUACAACGCAACAGGAGUAUUCUUAUGCAGCAAUUCAUUUUGGGAACUGUAUUGUUUGGUCUUCUUCCCAUCUUUUAUGGCAUCUACGAUUAUUCUGAUGAUUUAAGCAGCUUUUUAAAUAACAAAGGCAAAGCAAGAAAACUGUUUGGAUUUCCUUUUGUGACCAUUUUGUACAUGUUCAUUGCUGUUGCCCUUCAAGUUCAUGGAUUUGGAAUUUAUAUUGCAACACAAUUAAUUUCUUCAUGGAAACCAAAAGUGCAAAAGAAAGCAAACUGAAUUAAUUUAGCUUUCAGUAAAAUCAUAUAAGUACAUCAUGACUUUGUCCUUUGUCAGCAAUAUCAAUGACAUCAGAAACCCAAGUGCAAUUUGUAACACACACACAUACAUUUAUUUAUACCAGUUGUCCAAGCUGAUAUUUAACUGUCCAGUUUUGACCUUUUUGUUUUACUUAUUUAUCUGAAAGAGUCCACCUAAGGGAUAGAAAAAUUUUCUGUCUAUAUAUUGCUUGUAUGAAGUUUGAUGAUCACAAGUUUCAUUGUUUUGAUUUGCAUCCUCCGAUUGGUCUUAGAAAAAGGAAUUUUAGCAAAGUAGACUGAGUCGAAGAAAAUUUGUUUUGAAGACGGUGAAUACCCUGAUCUCUGUAACAUAUGAUAUGGAUUAAUGGACACUCUCUCUCUCUCUCUCUCUCUCUCUCACACACACACACACACACACACACACACACAGCUCAGGAAAUUAUUUUGAUGUUUGGAGCUUUUCUAUGCAAUAAUAAGAUUUUCACUGAAUGUUUUAUCUGUCUUUUAAUAAGUGAAAACCUGAUAGAUAGCUGACAAGAAGCAAAUGAAAAAUAUCUUGCUUAAUAAAGGGGAGAAUAUGA
Molecule: messenger RNA, 1374 nt
Organism: Lingula anatina
Lineage: Eukaryota; Metazoa; Brachiopoda; Lingulata; Lingulida; Lingulidae
Product: protein jagunal homolog 1
Biological process (GO): endoplasmic reticulum organization; vesicle-mediated transport
Cellular component (GO): endoplasmic reticulum membrane
Source: RefSeq, a predicted model, not a curated record